AUGAACUUCUUGUCCAAGACUUUCAGUACGUUGACAGGUAGUUCAAUACCCUAUACAUUGAAAGAAAAGGUUGCCGAUCCAUUAAGUGGGUUCCCUAAUAACAGAUCAAUAUGGACUGUUUACAAUGGUAGUAAUCCAAAACAAAAUAAUAUGGAAAUAUCGAUAUUUGAGUUCAAUUUGAAAGAUCCAAAGAAUUUGAGAGAUGGCCAUGACCUUUUGGCUAGAAACAGUUUCAAGAAGUUGAGAUCAAUUAAAUUUCCUGGGAUCAUCCCAAUUAUAGAUUUCAUUGAAAAUGAAAAUUUUCUUUAUAUUAUCACUGAACGGUUACAACCUCUAUAUGACUAUCUCAUAAACAAUAAGGAAAGGAUAUCGACUGACGCGAAGCUUCUUGGUUUAUUUGAAGUGGGUCAAACCUUGGCGUUUCUCAAUCAGACUUGCAAUUGUCUACUCGGUAACCUUGAUCUAUUUACUUCAGUAUAUGUUGACAACGCGGGUAGUUGGAAGCUAUUUGGAUUUGAGUUAGCGACUAGCUUAGUUUCGGAUCCUGAGCAGCCAAUUUAUAGGCUCUCAAACAGAAUGCCCUCCUUUAACGAGUGCCUACCACCUGAUGUCUCUGAAGGAGGUAUAGAGUCGAUUAAAGCAUCCCCAAUUAAGUUUGAUUCCUUCAAAUACGGGGUCCUCAUUUAUCUCAUUUUGUCUAACCACGAUUUCAAUUCAUUAACAUCAUCUUUUGUAACCCAGCCCAAAUUGAUGUCUGCUAAACUUCCUCAUGCUAUGUUGCCGUCAUUCAAAAGGUUGAUAAACGCCAAACCCAAUUUAAGAAUCACCAUUGGAAAUUUUCUCAAGGAGACAGCUUCCUUUUUUGAAAGAAAUACCUUAAUCAAAUUCGAUAAACAAUUGGAAGAGGUAAAAUACAAGAGCAAUGAAGAGAAAUUAGAGUUUUUUAGAAAUGAGCUCUCACUGGUUCUUGAUGGCAAUGACGAAUUUAAAUUUCCUCCAGGGUUAUUGGAAAAUAGGCUAAUACCACAGUUGAUUGAUCAAUUUAGAAUCCUUUCUAAAUCUGAAGUCAAUUAUCCUUUUGCGCAAGAGGCUUUAGGAACAAUUUUGAAUCACUUACUUAAAUUUGGAGCUUCUUUACCAGAGUCUUCCUUCAAUAAACUUUUAAAACCGACAAUUUUGCAAGCAUAUGCAUUGCCAGAUAGAACUAUCAGGCUCACUCUAUUGGGUCACUUGCCUUCCUACGUAUCUUUUUUAACAGAUUUUGAAGUUCAGCAAAACAUCUUUCAUAACAUGCUUAGCGGAUUUCAAGACAGUAAUUUUGUUAUACGAGAAACAACUUUAAAAUCCAUAACGGAGAUUGUUGACAAAAUAUCAACCAAGCAGGUGAAUCAAGAUUUACUAAAGAUUUUGGCGAAAUCACAGAUGGACCCGAAGCCUUCAAUAAGAGUUAAUACGCUAGUGUUAAUUAUUAAGAUUUCAGAUAAGAUAUACAAUAAUUCAAGGAAUAAUGUUUUAAUAACAGCAUUGUCUAAGUCAUUACGUGAUUCGUUUGUGCCUUGUAAACUAGCUGCAUUGACAGGAUUUGAAUCCUUGAUUAAUGUUUUUUCGUUAGAUGAAAUUUGCGGAAAAAUCUUGGGCCACUUAGCGAUAGCUUUAAUGGAUCCUAAAUCACAAAGAGUUAGAUCUGAGGCAAAGAGAGUUUUUUCUUUAUAUUUUCAAGCCGUCGAAAGGAAUGCAUCAAAUUUGCCAACAGCAGAACCCGAUGAUGAAGAUGAAGAAAAAGAGUUUUUUAGAAAGUAUGCUCCAAGCACAAUUCCAGAGGCAGAGAAAACAAGUGCUGCUCCAACAGCACUGUUCGGAUGGAAUAUAGUCAACAAGCUAGUUUCAGCAUCAGCAGUUGAAGGCGAAAUGAAUAAAGAGUUCAACUCCUCUACGCCCGAUUUGACGCGUUCCACCACUCCAGACCAACAUAGAGCAGCACGGGAAACCCAUAGAAACAUUCCCCCUAAACAAAAACCUACUCCAAUUGUCAACUUCGAUGAAGACGCUUUUGACGAUGGUUGGGGUAUGGACUCUGAAGAAGAGCCUUUACAGCAAUCGAUAGAGUCACUAAGCGUAGCCGAAGCUACAUCACCUUCGAAUUUUAGGGCGCCAGCACGGCCCGAGCACCAGCCAUCGGCUCCAAAGAAACCUACGGCAAGAUUAAACAACGUUAGGCAACAUUCAAAGUCCCAUGGCCUAAAACUUGAAUCUCGUAAGGCCAAGAAACCAACAUCGGCCCUAAAACUCAACUUAAUUGACAACGAUGAUCAGGAAGAUAAUUGGGAUAGUGGGUGGUAA
Priceomyces carsonii is the source of this 2340-nucleotide messenger RNA. It is a transcript of the gene CEX1, whose product is annotated as Cex1p. The transcript has a single exon. Gene Ontology annotation, cellular component: cytoplasm. Gene Ontology annotation, biological process: protein phosphorylation; tRNA export from nucleus. The record is from RefSeq and is a predicted model, not a curated record. Lineage: Eukaryota; Fungi; Ascomycota; Pichiomycetes; Serinales; Debaryomycetaceae. Gene Ontology annotation, molecular function: ATP binding; protein kinase activity. Bases 1 to 2340 code for a protein of 779 amino acids.